Mesocricetus auratus (golden hamster) is the source of this 7564-nucleotide messenger RNA. It is a transcript of the gene Luzp1, whose product is annotated as leucine zipper protein 1. NCBI's taxonomy places the organism in Eukaryota, Metazoa, Chordata, Mammalia, Rodentia, Cricetidae. The transcript is spliced from 5 exons. The record is from RefSeq and is a predicted model, not a curated record. The coding region runs from base 498 to 3713 and encodes 1071 amino acids.
GGGACGCUUCUGCAGUGAGUAACUCACACGGGUCCAGGUCCUGUGUAUACGGAUGUAGACGGCCACAAGACGGAAAAUGGCUGGCCUUGCUUCUGAGGAACCAUGGGCGAAAGGGAGCAUUUAGGGCUGAGGAGACGGCUCAGGAGAGAUGGAGGGCCUUAUUGUAUAACUCCUAGCUGACCUAGAACUGGCUCUGUAGAGCAGCCUGGCCUGGAUUUUAUAGAAAUCUACCUGUGUCUUCUUUCUGAGUUCAGGGAUCAAAAGUGUUAUCAACUAUGUCUGGUCAAGAGGCAGCUACUAGUGAAAGACAGUGACUGUUUCCAAGACGUUAGGCAGUGGAGAGUUCAUCGAGAAGUCACCACAGAAAGCUCCCAUUACCUAAAUGACUUAUAAUGGUCUUCAGUUGCCAAAGAAGGCUGUGGAUGCCAAAGGAAAGGUAACCAGUUUCUCCAGUGCAUUUGGAUGCCUCUAGCAGUCCAUCUUGGCUGGCUGUAGACAUGGCAGACAUGGCCAGUUACAAGGAUGCUGCCUCCAGUCGCCACCUACGAUUUAAGUUACAGAGCCUGAGCCGCCGCCUCGAUGAGUUGGAGGAAGCCACAAAAAAUCUCCAGAAAGCUGAGGAUGAGCUCCUGGACCUCCAGGAGAAGGUGAUCCAGGCGGAGGGCAACAACUCCAGCAUGCUGGCUGAGAUUGAGGUGCUUCGCCAGAGGGUACUGAAGAUUGAAGGUAAAGAUGAGGAAAUCAAGAAAGCAGAAGACCUGUGUCAUAUGAUGAAGGAGAAACUUGAAGAGGAGGAAAACCUUACCCGAGAGCUGAAAUCUGAGAUAGAGUGGCUUCAGAAACGAAUGGCUGAUUUAGAGAAGCUAGAAGAGGCCUUGAGCAGGAGCAAGAAUGAAUGUUCCCAGCUUUGUUUGAGCCUGAAUGAAGAGAGAAAUCUGACCAAGAAAAUCUCUUCUGAGUUGGAAAUGCUCAGAGUCAAAGUGAAAGAACUGGAAUCUUCGGAGGAUCGCUUGGAUAAAACUGAGCAGAGUUUAGUGUCAGAAUUAGAAAAGCUAAAAUCAUUAACCAUGAGCUUUGUAAAUGAGAGAAAAUACUUGAAUGAAAAGGAGAAAGAAAAUGAGAAACUAAUAAAAGAGCUUACUCAAAAACUGGAGCAGAACAAGAAAAUGAGCCGAGAUCAUGCGAGGAAUGCGUCUACCCUUCUGGAGAGGAAUGACCUGCGCAUCGAGGACGGUAUCUCCUCUACACUGUCGUCCAAAGAGUCCAAAAGGAAGGGCAGUCUGGACUACCUAAAGCAGGUUGAGAAUGAAAGCAGAGACAAAUCAGAAAAUGAAAAGAACUGGAACCAGGAGGACAACAAAGUCAAAGACCUCAACCAAGAGAUUCAGAGACUUAAGACCCAAAUCAGACACUUCGAAUCUUUGGAAGAGGAGCUUAAGAAAAUGAGGGCUAAAAACAAUGACCUUCAGGAUAAUUACCUAACUGAACUGAAUAAAAACAAAGCCUUAGCUAGCCAACUAGAGGAGAUAAAGCUGCAAGUCAGGAAACAGAAAGAGUUAGGAAAUGGGGACAUAGAAGGGGAAGAUACUUUCCUAUUGGGCAGAGGCAGGCACGAGAGGACUAAGUUCAGAGGUCAUGGGGGUGAGGCAUCCAUGUCCAGGCAUAUACCCCGGGAACUGUCUCCUCAACAUAAGCGGGAAAGGAUCCGGAACAGGGAGUUUGCUCUUAAUAAUGAAAAUUAUUCUCUGAGCAACAAGCAGGCUUCUUCUGCUUUCACCAACAGAAGGGCAGCAAAAGCUUCCAACAUGGGAGUGGGUGUAGACAAUGGACCUCAGGAGACAAAGAGAGCUGAAGACCGAUUUGUACCUGGGUCCUCUCAGAGUGAAGGAAAAAAGUGUAGGGAGCAGCCAUCAGUGCUUAGCCGUUACCCGCCAGCUGCCCAGGAGCACAGUAAAGUUUGGAAGGGAACUCCCAAGCCAGGCACUGAGAGUGGACUUAAGGGGAAAGUAGAAAAGACAACUCGAACAUUUAGUGACUCCACCCAGGGACCUGUUCCCAGUGACACAGUGGGUAGAGGUGAUAAGACUUCUGAGAUCUCCUCUGAGGCCCACUAUGGCAAGAGAGGACAGGUGCCUGGCAAUGGAAGUCAAGUAACUCAGGCUGCAGAUUCUGGCUGUUCUAAGGCCACCGGAGCUCUGUCCUCAUCUCAAAGAGCCUCCUCAGAAGGGAUUUCUAAGGGUAAAAGGGCUGCUAAUGGCCUGGAGGCUGAUGCCAAUUUUCCAAAUUCUAAAGCUCCUAUUUUAUCAAAGUAUCCAUAUAGUUCAAGAAGCCAGGAAAAUAUCCCUCAGGGCUUUUCAGUGCCAAAUAAAGAAGGCCUUGAUCAGUCUGUAGCAGUUGUGAUGGAAGACAGCAGUCAGCAUGAAGCCCUGAGGUGUCGUGUCAUCAAAUCCAGUGGCAAAGAGAAGCCGGACUCAGAUGAUGACUUGGACAUAGAAUCUCUUGUUACUGCCAAGUUGGUGAACACAACUAUCACUCCGGAGCCAGAGCCCAAACCACAGCCAAACUCUAGGGAAAAGGUCAAGUCCCGAGGAGGACCUAGAACUGCCCCAUUUGAAAAUGAUAAAAAUGCUGCAAUAGAAAAUGAAUCUGUGAAAUCUACCAGAGCUUCCUCCAAUGCUGUUGAAUUCCCAGAUGCCAAUGGUGCUGGGGUAAAAAACCAAAGGCUCUUCAGCCCCAGAGAGGCCCUGCGGUCUAGAGCAAUCAUAAAACCCGUUAUCAUUGAUAAGGAUGUGAAAAAAAUCAUGGGAGGAUCUGGGACUGAGGUUGUAUUGGAGAAGCAGAAAUCCACCUCUAAACCUGUGCCAAGCAAAGUGACAAGCAGCAUCACCAUCUACCCCUCUGAGAGCAGUGGCCCUAGAGCUGUCCAAGGAGAGACCCCAAGGGAGAGGCAUACCUCCACCAGCAACAUCCAGGUGGGGCACCCAGAGCUUACAUCAGUUAGCAACCAUGUUAACUCCCCCCUUGAGCUCUCUAUUCAUAAACAUGACAUUACCCUGCAGCUCACAGAAGCUGAAAGAAUAGGAGAUGGGUCUCCAAAGACUAGACUAGAGACAGUGGUCUCUCGGAGCAGCAUUCUCAUCAAGCCAUCUGAUUCUGUGGAGAGGAAUAGUCAUGCCCCUCAAGCUGAGGCAGUCAGGUGGAAAAGCCAUAGUGCCUCUUCGGAGGUGAGCUCCUCAGACACUAGACACGUCACUGUGCGGAAUGCCUGGAAGAGUAAGCGAGACUUUAAAUGUUCAGAAGAUGCCCCAAUUCGAGUAGGUAGGCACAUGGAAUCUACUAAUGCCUACAUACACAGGUCUUCCACAGACUUCUUAGAGCUUGAACAGCCCAGGCCUCUCCCUUCUGAACAGAGCACUCGAAAGGUAGGAGAUGCAGGGGAUGCUCCUGAACUCCCCUCUAGAAGGACCCAAAGUAGCCUCACUGCAGCAGAGGUUAUCACCCGGAGGAACCGGAUAGGAGAUGCCAUCACUGCCACCUCCUGGAAUCACUCAGCAAGCGUGGAGGAAGGAGAAGACGGCACAUCUGUUACCAGCAGGCAAGUGCACAACGCCCUGGAGCAUUCUGAACUGCCUGGGAAGCAGGGCUUGCCAGAGCCUGGAGUCUGGGCUGAGGAGCCGCUACAGCCAGCCAGGUCUUAUGCUGCCGAAGACUAAGCCAGCUAGGUGAAGUCUGCUGUUUCUUCCCUCCUCCUGCUUCUCAGCUCCUCCCCUUUCCUGGCCUGUGAAGGCUCCAAGGCCCGUUAAUCAGGCUAGAAACAAGGCCUUGGCUGGAGACUGGAGAGCCAGGCUGUGGCUCAGGUAAUUUUUGCCAGUUGCCCAGUAGGAUCAGAGACUACAAACCAGUCACUCAAGCCAGCCUUCCCUGAUGCAUGAGUAGUCCUCUCUCCUAUGCCUGUCCCCAAGGUAGCAUGGACCACUCUCAGACCCUCAAAUGGGAAGCGACAGAAACCCACCACCAUAUAGAGGCAACCAAAAGCUCUCUUCUGCUCUUUGGUGAGCUGUUUGUAUAUCAAAUCCCAGCCCCUUUUGCUGCUGCUGUCUCACCAUAUCCACUUGGUUCUUCCUUUGCCCUAAGAGAUUCCCCUUGGAACUGUCAGCCAUCAUUUCCAUCUAGGGGGCUUGCUUACAUUCCUGUCUUUGAGUUCUUGAGAAUUUGGAAACAGAAGAAGAGUCUGUGCUGCUGCUCCUAAGGAAUUAUGGGACCACCCUUAUGUUGAAGCUUCCCUGAAUCAGCUUUUGGCUAACCAGUUUCCUGGAGGCAGAGCAUGAUACCAACUGGAUUGAUACUAUCCUGCAGCUCCAGCACUCAGCUCACCUUCCAAAGGCAUCAGAAACAGACAGAUCUCAUGCUUCUCCUUUCCUGGGCACCAACAUUGCUGCUGGUAUCACCUGUGUUCUCCCCAAGGCCUGGGAACUUCAGCCAACUUCAUCAUUCUCAUCUUGGGGAAAAUCCCCAGACUGAGCUGGCUGAUCCAGCAUACCCUCCCUGCCUUCUAGGAAGUGCCCAGCUAAUGGGAAAGCAAACAAGAAUAAGUGAAUUCCUUUAGUCACUCCACAAGCAAUAGCUCCAUGAAAGGCAUGGACUGACUGCUCUCUCUUUCCUCCUCCAUCCUGUGGAGGAGGCCUCGCACUUUACCCUGCUGACUGCUGAUGGCACCAUUCCCACAAAAGCAAGCCCUUGGUGUCUACGAGUAGAUCAUUAUUUCAGUGAUUUCACUGGAGGAAAGUCAAUACCUGCCUGUUGAGGGCCUCAGAUUUAUGCAGUUCAAAGUGCAUUACGCCUUUUAGGAAGGCAGACAAAUAAAAAACUUUCAUCUCCUUAUACCAAUCACACAGGGAGGUUAAGAACUGUUUACUUGUUGCUGAAUUUUUUGAAGCACUCAAAGGGAUCCUCCAUGGCUACCUAAGUGGAGUGGAUGUCAUUGCCUUAUCAUUAGACUAGGAGUCUGGAAAGCCACCUUUCCCCAUCCCUCCUGGCUUUGUCACUCCUUGCUCUGUGACCUUACGGAAAUCAUUGUCUUCUUGGAGCCUCAGUUUCCCCUAUUUUGAGAUGUUCUUUGUUGGUCAUUCAUUUGUUGCUCACAUGUGUGUAUACACGUGCGUGCUGGGGUUGAACGUAGGAUGUGGCAUGCUAGGCCAGUGUUGUCCCACUGCUGUUUCACAGCUCAGAAUGAGUUCUUUGGAGUGGAUGAUCUCUAAGGCCUUAACUUUGGUGUUCUAAGUUUGUUUUCACCGCUCGGUGUGAGCUGACUCUUGCUUUUGAAGGUGGUGUCCACAGGAGUCUAGGGAAUGUGUUUAAGCCUUCAGUUGUCUUCUGGGUCUUAUGCUUUCUCCUUUCCUCAUGCUUCUGUCAUGGGGUUGAGCUCAGAGACUUUCCUAAGGCCUAUCUUCAGUCUGAAGUGAAGGUUUUAGAUUGGGUGGUCUCAGGUCUAUGUGGCACAGGCGUUUCCCAGUGCCACAUUUCCUGGCUUUCAAGCUAGGUGCUUUCUAUAACACAAGUUGGAUUGAUUCCUGUUUUUGUGCCUCUUCCUGUGAAUUUCCUAGUGACAGGGAAGACUCAGGACAUCCUCAGGAGGACUGAGUAGUCUCCUCCACCCUUACUCAGCACACACACACUGGCACUCAUCUGCCCUUGUCUGCAUCAGACUCAGCCAUCCUGCCAGGGUGUGGGGAGAUCUACUGUGGUUUUUUGUUGUUAUUGUUUUGUUUUGUUUUUUAAUCCCCAGGGUCAGGAACAACUUGCUAGCAUUUGUGUUUCAGUGGAGUUUUGCUAACCUGAGGGCAUUGCCAUGUGUCUUGCCUCCACAUCCCAGCUUGAUGUACAACUAGGGUAGUGUUUUCAAGAUCUGUUCCUGCUGCUGCUUUUGGGUCGCUGGCCAGAUACUCAUUUAAGGCUGCAACCUCUCACUUGCAGUCCCCCCCCCUGCCACUCUCCUGUACCAGUUGGCAGCCCUGAGAGUUCAAAGGAAACAGACCUCUGCGGUGGUCCACUGAAGAGUAUAGGAAAUUAAGUCUGUGGCUCUUCUCUGCUGAUAGAAACAGGGGCACCAAGCCCUGCAUCUAAAGAUCUCGCCAAUAAUUUUUGUCUUUGGGUGUUGAGCCCUGGAUUCUGGUGCUGUAGCUCCUGGUGCCAAAGUCUGGAUCUUUCCACAUUUCAGCAGUAUCAACACCUGCUGCUAUUCGAAAUGUUCUGUGGAAAAGGGACAGCGAUGGGCUGCCAUUUUGAAAAUCUGAGUGCAAUAGCAUUUGAUUGUAACAGUUAUUUCAGGAUAUUAUUUCUUUAAUCUGCACACUUGGUAGAACCGCUGUAAAGUAGAUCUAUUUUUAAAUUGCAGACACCAUUUAUCCUAAGCAAGUGAAGUUUGGAGGGUUUGGUUCCUCUGGGCUUCACAUGGAUGAACAGGCUGGCUCUGAUUCCAACGUUGGAUAGCACAUCACUUCUGAAAAAAACCAAGAUGUAACCUUUGGGCCCAAGCUGGAUGCUAGAGGAAACCUCCAAAUAGAAGAGACCCAUAGUCAAACUGUUGUCUAAUCAAGCCAAAUAUUCCCUUAGUCCCCAUAAACAGACUCUUUUAUGACAAGUAGUCUGGGUAGAUGGCUAAAUUGAGCCAGCAGGUAUGUAUCUGUGAGUUCUGAGUAAGGAACCUAGUUCUAGAACUGCUUGGCUGAAGGAGGAAGAGCUGGCUGGCUAAAUGCCGGGAGCUGGUGUCCUCCACCUGUUCUGUUACCUGCCACUCGGGUACUGAAACAGUCAGAAAAGGCUGCAUGGUGGCAGGCAGGAAGCUGUGGCAGUGAACAGUUCAAAGUAUGAGUUAAAGGGAUGUGUGGGGCCAAGGCUACAGGCAAGCUUGCACACCAGUCAUCCCUCAUGCAGCAGGGGCCGAUGCCUAGAGUAAUAGUGGACUUCUUGUCCUGGCAGGGUUAGUUGUUAGCUUUAGUGGGAUGCAGAGGCUGGAUUUCUUCUCUGACAAAGACUGCCUUGUAAGAGCUGCUUUUUAGGGAUUACCUUUUCAACACCCUGAAUGGGGAACAGGGUUCUCAACACCUCAACCAAGGUCAUAGGAAAGAGGUCCUUUUUUCCUGCUGCUUCACAGCUCAGAACAUGUAUUGAACGGAAUGUAUUUUUAAGAGAAUAAAGUCUAUUUUUUGUAUUUUAAAGGUUGGGAGGGCUAGGAAGAUAGCCCUUAAAUCAACUUAUGCAUAAUAGGCCUUUUGCUGGGGCCUUGGCUCUGUUGGUCCACAUCCACUUGCUCAGGCAGGUGGCUCUGGCUUCACUCCCGCCCCUUGGAGUCUAGGUGCAGCAGCUUCUACAUUCCUGCUCCAAGUACGGGACCAGAGAGGCCAGAACCUGCCUCUGGAAAGCAGGGCACAGCCACGGGCAGUGGCUCAGGGCUCCUUGGGUGCAUGUGUAUAGUUGAAGCUGCCUGUCUGCAUGUGUCCUUAGGCUGUAAUGCUCUCUGUAGGCUCUGCAGCACAAUAUAACCAAUAAAGCUCCCGUUUCCAUA